UUCUUAUUGGGUUUUAUCUGGGUUUCUGAUUUUUUUCCAUCAACGAGGAAGGAAGAGGAAGAGAAGGUUUUUAAAGGGGGAGAAAAGCGAAUUGCUGUUUUUGCUGCUUCAAUUUCUCGAUGGGUUGUUUCGGAUGCAGUAAGAAAUCUAGCAAACGAUCGGAGACUAACAAUGAUAAAGACAAGGAUACUUUGAUAAAUAAGAAAAUUGUCGGUGGUGGUACUGCCGUCGCUAAGAGUGAUAAGCGAGACGAUCAGACUCAACCCACUUCAGUGGAUUCGACAAAAGUCAGUCCAUAUCGAGAUGUAAACAAUGAAGGAGCUGGUAAGGAGGAUCAGCUAUCUCUGGACGUGAAAGGUUUGAAUUUGAAUGACCAAGUCACAGGGAAGAAAGCACAGACUUUUACCUUUCAAGAACUUGCUGUAGCUACUGGAAACUUUAGAUCGGACUGUUUUCUUGGUGAAGGAGGUUUCGGAAAAGUUUUCAAGGGAACUAUAGAGAAACUGGAUCAGGUUGUUGCAAUCAAGCAACUUGAUCGUAAUGGGGUUCAAGGAAUCAGGGAAUUUGUGGUUGAGGUAUUGACACUAAGUCUUGCAGACCAUCCGAAUCUCGUGAAGCUUAUCGGGUUUUGUGCUGAGGGUGAUCAAAGACUAUUGGUCUACGAGUACAUGCCGCUGGGAUCUCUUGAAGAUCAUCUACAUGAUCUCCCUAGAGGUAAUAAACCUCUGGACUGGAACACCCGGAUGAAAAUAGCAGCUGGUGCAGCAAGAGGACUAGAGUAUCUGCAUGAUAGGAUGACUCCCCCUGUGAUUUACCGAGACCUUAAAUGUUCGAAUAUUUUGCUUGGUGAAGACUAUCAACCGAAACUGUCUGACUUCGGGUUGGCUAAAGUUGGACCAAGCGGGGAUAAAACCCAUGUCUCCACAAGGGUUAUGGGAACAUAUGGAUACUGUGCUCCUGACUACGCUAUGACGGGUCAGCUCACAUUUAAAUCUGAUAUAUACAGUUUUGGAGUAGUCCUUCUCGAGCUUAUCACUGGAAGGAAAGCGAUUGAUAAUACAAAAACGCGUAAAGAUCAGAAUUUGGUGGGAUGGGCACGACCGUUGUUCAAAGACAGGAGGAACUUCCCGAAAAUGGUUGAUCCGUUGCUUCAGGGACAAUACCCUGUUAGAGGACUGUACCAAGCACUUGCAAUAUCAGCAAUGUGCGUUCAAGAGCAGCCGAGCAUGAGACCAGUGGUGUCCGAUGUAGUACUGGCUCUCAACUUCUUAGCCUCCUCGAAAUAUGAUCCGAAUAGCCCUAGCAGCAGCAGCAGAAAAAACCAUUCUUUACACAGAGAUAGAGGUGAUGAAGAGAAAAUACCAGACCUUGUCAAGGAUACCGAAUCUGAAGGGAGGACGCAAAACUCCCGGAGAGGGAUGUUUCCGGUGUCGGAGUAUUGGAUCCACGCAAUUCCGGUGAUCGUUUUUCUCUGUUUCUUCACCCUCUGGAUUUUCUCGCACUCAGUGAGCGUAGAUAUGAACGAUGGAGAGAUAAUGUCGAUACAUCGUCUUGAGAAAUCAAUGGCCGUGAGAAACGAGUCUCAUGUCAGUUUAGCGAUUCUUGCUUCCUCUGCUGUUUCACCAGCCUCAGGUCUCGUCGUCUCUACCAAUCAGAACCUGACAACUCAUUACAACGCUACUCAGUCGCACAACGCAACCCAAUCUCACAACGCUACCCAAUCGCUGAACAAAGCAGAGCAAGCCACACCACACCACACGCCGGCUAAACAACUCUGACCGGAGAAAAGGUUUCUUCACGGAGCCAAUCUUCUUCUUUCUUCAGUCUUUUACUGAUUUCUUCCAUGAACAGAGAAGUGUGUAUGGAAUGAUCUAA
This is a messenger RNA of Capsella rubella, 1875 nucleotides long. Its product is annotated as probable serine/threonine-protein kinase PBL5. The coding region runs from base 120 to 1778 and encodes 552 amino acids. Gene Ontology annotation, biological process: protein phosphorylation. The record is from RefSeq and is a predicted model, not a curated record. The transcript is spliced from 7 exons. Lineage: Eukaryota; Viridiplantae; Streptophyta; Magnoliopsida; Brassicales; Brassicaceae. Gene Ontology annotation, molecular function: ATP binding; protein kinase activity.